Fragaria vesca subsp. vesca is the source of this 534-nucleotide messenger RNA. Its product is annotated as probable LRR receptor-like serine/threonine-protein kinase At2g28960-like. The transcript is spliced from 3 exons. Lineage: Eukaryota; Viridiplantae; Streptophyta; Magnoliopsida; Rosales; Rosaceae. Gene Ontology annotation, biological process: protein phosphorylation. The annotation marks the transcript as partial. The record is from RefSeq and is a predicted model, not a curated record. Gene Ontology annotation, molecular function: ATP binding; protein kinase activity.
GGAGGCUGCAUUGUUCACCGUGAUGUCAAGCCAACAAACAUACUCAUCACUGCCAACUUUCAAGCCAAACUGUCCGACUUUGGGUUAUCUAAAGUUAUGGACGUGGGACAGUCCUAUGUCAGCUCCGAAGUGAGAGGUACAUUUGGUUAUGUUGAUCCUGAGUACCGAAAGAAUCACCAUGUAAAUGCUUCAGGAGAUGUCUACAGUUUCGGGAUAGUUCUUCUACAACUUAUCUCGGGGCGCAGGGUUAUCAAUCUAAAUUCCAACACACCAAUGUCUCUAAAUAAGAUGGCAAGAGGUCUCACAAGAGGCGGUGAUGUCAUACAGUUUGCUGAUCCUAAACUUAAUGGGGAGUACUCAGUAGUAGCCUUUGAGCUUAUAUUCAAACUAGCUUUGUCAUGCACAGGACUAAAGCAACAAAGACCACGCAUGGAGGAGGUGGUAUCGAGACUAGAAAAGGCAUUACACAUCUCAACUCAAAUGGAGUCAUUUCUGCCUGCUGGGACCAAUCAAGACUUGAAAUCGAAGAAAUAG